AUGACCCACUGGCCCGGGAAUAACGGCUACUCAGGCCAGCCUGAGGAGCCGCAUUUGCAAAGUCACGAUAACGGUCCAGGUCGCCCUUCUGCGAGCGGCGGCUACCCAACUUUACAGCCACACUCACAGGUUUCUACAAGCAGCGCGUUUCAGCAGGCAGUUGCUGACCGCUUGCAUCAUAAUUAUUCCAACCUAGCGCAGACCGGCCCCCAGGGACUACCUCUUUUCCAAACCUCGCUCAAUGCGGCCUCUUUCAACCCGAGUACGAGUCAAGCAGCUUUUGCCUAUGGCUCUCAUAAUUCACAGCAUGCAGCCUCUGGUAGCCAGCACCAGCAUGAGGCUUUCAAUAUGGGGUCGGCGCCCAACGCGGAUGCAUACCCCAACUAUCACACUUCGCGCCUGCAGGAUUUCGCAGGCGACAGCUACCCAAUCCUGUCGCAGUUGGAGCCAAGCCAGCCUGGCAUUGCAGUGCCUCAGACUAUCCAAUCGCAAGAUCCCGCGGGUGGCAGCUACCCAACUUUGGGGUCAUACUUACAGAUUCCUACAGGCAGUGCAUCUCAUCAGGCGGCUGGUAACCGCUUGGAUCACGAUUCUUUUGCGCAGAACGCCCCUCGGGAACUACCUCUUUUCCCAUCCUCUCUUGAUCCGACUUCCUUUGACCGGAGUACGGGUCAAGCAGGUUCUGCCUAUGACUCUCGUAAUCCACAGCAUGCAAUUGGCAUCCAGGACCAACAUGGGGCUUUCGAUAUCGGGUCAGUGCCCAAUCAUGAUGCAAUUGCAUACCCUGACUAUCAUACUUCGCACAGCCAGGAUACCCAUGAUGGGUUCGUACCCCAGAACAUCCCUCAGGGACUAGCUCACUUCCCAACCGACCUUAAUCCGACCCGUUUUGAACCAAGCAUGAGUCAAGAUCAAUCAAGCUCAUCAGCUUUGGGCGCGUACUGCCUGAAUGACCCCGAUUCCCUCUAUUCUGAAGACUAUAUUGCAACGUUGGGCCAGAAAAGGCCAUCGUACAGGAAGAUCUCUCAUCCAUACAAAGGAGUGCCUUUCGUCAGAUCUGACACACCUCCUCCCUCAGCACUAUCGCAGUCCACUCGAAAGACCUCAACGUUGCAGGUCGAAUCUGCUGUAAUUGAUCGUGUGAAGGAGGACGCCUCAAGAUUCCUGAACUUGUCUCUGUUUCAGUCAUCCCUUUAUCCGUCCUUAACUGAGGUCGACAAGUUCGCCACUGCAGCGCUCAACCGUGCGAUCGGCGAGCACCCAAAGAAUGUCGCCGAACUCAAGGCAUGGAAGUUAAGGCCCGAAGGCCAAAAGUUUCUUUCAAGGCUAAAAGGGAACGUCAGAAAGCUUCACAAGGACUGCUCCCAGGGUUGUGCUCGGGGGUUGGUCACCGGGACGUAUGAUCUAUCCCUUCAACUUUUAUUCGCAAACACGAACGAGAUUGCGCCAUCGCGCAGCAGACAUGCAUUGGCAUUGCUGUCGAAUAAUGAUUAUCUUGACAUUGUAGUUCAGCGAGUCAUGAGCGAUGGGCAACUCAAGUCGUUUCGCGUCCCGAUGUCGAUGCUACUUAUCCUCGACAAACCUAACUGGGCGCUUGGCCUUAGGAAUACUAUCUUGCUGGCCGCAACAAUCUGCAAAUGGAAAAUAUGGGAAUGCUCGAAGAACGGCUGGUUCCAAAUUACCGAUUUUCACACUUCGGAAAAUGAGGCGUCCUAUACGGAAUUGAAAGGGCGGAUGUCAUCAUUGCUGGGCAGUGAGCUGGAGGAGUUUUAUGGACUCUUAAGCUGCCUUUGUGAUCUCUUGCUAACGCUCCCGGUCUGCUAG
Messenger RNA from Suillus fuscotomentosus, 1824 nucleotides. RefSeq lists its product as uncharacterized. Bases 1 to 1824 code for a protein of 607 amino acids. The transcript is spliced from 4 exons. The record is from RefSeq and is a predicted model, not a curated record. Lineage: Eukaryota; Fungi; Basidiomycota; Agaricomycetes; Boletales; Suillaceae.